AUCACUAAAAUAUUAGCCAUUGUCGGAAAAUUUUCUUGUGUGUACGGCUUGCUAACAGUUAGAAAAUAUAAGCCUUAAAAUAAUUGCAAUCUUAGUGAAAAAGCAAUCACAACCAAGAACAUCAAGUUUGUUCUUUCCAAUAAAUUAAUAUAAAAGCAAAAUGCGUGGUCGCGGCAACUAUAUUCCACGUGGAGGCGGAACUAUGCGCGGUGGUGGCGGUUAUUACAACAACCGCAAUUCCAGCAAUUACGUGAACACGCGUACGCAAGGAAACUAUCGUCCCAACAACGGAAGAUAUGAGAACAACUAUCAUCACAACAAUCGGUACAGUGGUGGAAACAAUAACAACUCCAACAAUGACCACUACGAUAAUCGGAACCGCGAUAAGUUUAACAACCAUCAUAACUCUAGCACCGGCGGACGCUAUGACUCAGGCUCUUCCCACAAGCGUAGCUAUGAUUCCUCACGCGAUCGUGGUGAUGACCGGAAACGUCCACGUCAAGACGAUUACCGUCGCACUUCGUCGUCAAAUGAUCACAACGAUCGCCCAUCGUCUUCAUCGCAGAAUAUGGGUUCGUCCUCGUCCAGUUACCAUCAACGGAACAGCACCGUCGGUGGUGGUGGUGGCGGUAGCUCAAGCUCGUAUAGGCCACGAGAUGAUUCUGGCAGCCAGCGGCAUCAGCGUGAUUCAUCGAUGGGUCCGCCAAAGCGGCCGCUGUUGCGCAGUGUUGCCGGCACAAGUUAUAUAUCACGGCCGCGGGGCUCAAUGUCCAUACGCGGCGGCAUGAUUCGCAGCAACAUGCGCGGCGUUGGCACCAUGAGGAUUGUGCGUCCGCGCCUCAACGAAUCGAAUGAUUUGCGCACCAUGCGCCGUCAGCUGCUCUAUGCGCAGCAGAAAGAUCGCGCUCGUCUGCUCAAGAUACAACAGUUGAAAAGCUCGUUGCGGCGCCAACGCCAGGCAGUGAACAGCAGCGAUAACUCUAGCGACGACAAUGAUGACUCUGAAAACGCUGACAAGGGGGACGAUUCUGAUAAAAAGAAGAUCAAAAGCAAUGAAGAUGGUGGCGAAGAAGACGAAGACGACAAUAAAGCUGGCGCUGAUGGAGAAGAGAAGAAGAGCGAAACGACUAAAAAGUCGCCAAGCAAGAAACGUAGCAGCAAAACGGCAACUGAAGAUGCCGAGGGCAAGUCACAUGAUGACAAGGAUAAGGACGAUGGCGAUAACCAGGAGCAAGAUGAUAACAAUGACGCGGAGAAGAAAAAAACCAAAGUUAGCACCGAUGAUGAUGAUGAUGCUCAUGAAGAGGCUGGUAAGGGCAAGACCGAUGAGUCCGGUGACAAUGCCGAUAAGCCCAAAGAAAAGGGUAAAUCCACGGGCACUGCUGAAAAGUCAACAGGUAAGAAAAAAGAGAAAGACGGCGAUGACAAGGACUCCAAGUCAAAGAAGUCGUCGUCCAGCAAGAAGGAACGCUCAUCGCGCAAGGACAAAGACGAGAGCGAUGACGAUCGCAAAGAGCGUCGUACAACCUCUCGUCAUCGUGACGAUGAACACAAUUUGCGCAAGCGCACUUUCAUUAAACUGACCUGCGUGCACUGCCGCAUCAAGUGCGUUACCUUCAAGGAAUAUCACUAUCACUUGAACUCACGCACACACAAGAAUUCGAUGCGUACCGUUGCAUUACGUCAGCGCGCAGACUUGCAGCGCAUGCGCGCCCGUCAACGCACCACACAGCGUGAAAUCGAGGAGAACAGCAAGGAAGAGUACGAGUCUCGUUAUUGUCGUCUGUGCCGUUUGGCUUAUCGUCAGCCGAAGAAUCUGCAUCAAGCCUCAGAGCAUCACAAGACGAUCAAGAAGUUCCUGAUGCCAUACUGUGGCUCCUGUCACUUGGCAUUUAAGAACGCUAUGCUUUAUGAAAACCAUCGCUGCUCGUUGGAGCACAUACGAAAUAAAGCCCGCAAUGAUGAGUCUGGCUCGGAGGACAGCGUUGAUGAGCGUGAAAUUGAUUUGAACAAAUUCCUUACCGUUGAUUCGGUAGGCGAGAUCGAUGACGAUGCCAUGGAUGCUGAUGUUGAUGCAAUGCUGCUUGAGGCUGAAACCGCGCAGAAGAGCGCUGACGAGGAGACUCGCAAACGUGGCCUGAUUGGCCUGGAUUUCAUCAAGGCUGUUGAGACCUAUUACUGCGAAUUGUGCAAUCAUUAUUCGCCCAAGCAAGGCGAUGAAACCUUAGAAACAUACUCAAAGAAGCAUUGCUUGCAGCAUUUGCAUAUUAAGAACUAUCUGCGCCAUAAAGAAGAGACAGAAAAGAAGUCUAAAUCGGACGAAGGCGAAGAUGAUGAUCCAGAGGUCGAUGAGGAGGGUAAUAAGGUACACAAGGACACUGACGAAGCUGAAGCAGAAGAAGAUAUUGAGAGGGAUGUCAAGGAUGAUGAUGAAGAAUUCGAGGGGGAAGAUGGUGAUGAAUCGCAAGAUGAUAAACUAUGGGAGGAGGUUGACAAGGAUUUGGGUGAUCUGUUGGCGGAAGUCAAACCAAUGGGUCAAGAAGAAGAGGAGGAGGAAGAUGAAUCUGUACUGAAUAUUGACAUUGAAAGUGAAAAGAACAAGCUGAAGGAUGUCAAAGAUGAAUCAAAUGGCUCCAUCACAGACGACGCUGCAAAGGAAACAAAACCAGCUGCUAAGACAGCAGACAAAAAGCCUGCUGCUGCUACUACUGCUGUAACAACACCAACAAAAUCGGCAACUGCCGCUAAGUCGGAGUCGACCACAGUUAAGAAAGCAACGCCCAAAGUGGCCGUGACUAAGGCCAACCGACCCGGCCCGGCCUCGAAGAAACGUCAGGUGUUGGUUAGCCUGAAACGCACUUCAGCAGCAGCUAUCAAGGCGGCCACCAACUCAGCAGCUGACUCCAAGUGA
Drosophila navojoa is the source of this 2911-nucleotide messenger RNA. It is a transcript of the gene Ciz1, whose product is annotated as Ciz1 zinc finger protein. Lineage: Eukaryota; Metazoa; Arthropoda; Insecta; Diptera; Drosophilidae. The record is from RefSeq and is a predicted model, not a curated record.